AUGAUAACUCUUGAUAUUUAUUCUCUUCAAAUUGUUACUCAAUACCUAACAAGUAAAUAUGAUUUUAUAAAUAUUAUUCAAACUACUAAAAAAUACAUGUUUAUUUUAGAUAGAUUUAGAAUAAAUCCAAUUAGAAUUACAUCAUUUGUAAAGAAUUUAUUUCAUUUUUUAGAUACUCAAAUUGUUUAUUAUGAAAAUGAUUAUAUUAUGCAAAGGGUUGUUAGAUUAAUUAUUCAAUAUCCUGUUUCUUAUUCAAACAUAGCUUCAAUAACAAAACAAUAUAAAGAUGUAACUUGUAUUUUCAAGAAUAUAGUUUUAGACUCUCUUAAUGGUUGUAAUAAAAAAAUAAUUCCUAAAGAAGUUAGUAUUCUUGGAGAUAGUUGUUUUGAAGGAGAAAGGAUUAAGGUAAUAACAAUACCAAACACAAUAAAAGAGAUUAGAACAUCUUGUUUUUCUGAAUGUGGAAUUAGGAGUAUAAAGAUUCCAAAUUCUGUUACACAAAUAAAAUCAUUUGCUUUUUCAAAUUGUAGGUCUUUAACAAAAGUUGAAUUACCUUCAUUUCUUACUUCAAUUGAAAAUAAUGUUUUUAAAGGAUGUGUUAAAUUAAAAGAAAUUGAUAUUCCUAAUUCAGUUAGCUCUCUUAGAAAUGGAUGUUUUUCUGAAAGUGGUAUAAGAAUGUUUGAGAUUACUUCACAAUUUCAAUUUAUUGAUGAAAAUAUUUUUUGUAUGUCUUUAUUAAGAAAAAUAUCAUUUACUGGAGUGAAACAAAUUCCUAAUGGAAUAUGUAGUGGAUGUUUUCAUCUUACUAGUGUUAUAAUGGAUGAUGUAGUAGAAUGUAUUUUUGAUUGUGCAUUUGAACAAUGUAUUGAACUUAAAAAUAUUAAUUUUUCAUCUAAUUUAAAAUUUAUAGGAAAUAGUGCAUUUUUUGGAUGUGCAUUUAAUAAAAUUAUUCUUCCAGAUAAUUUAGAAUUUAUAGGUGAGUUAUGUUUUGCAAAUUGUAAGAAUUUAACUGAACUACGAGUUUUAUCAAAACAAUGUAUCAUUGGAGAUAGAGUCUUUUUCUCAGACAUUAAAUUAAAAGUACUUGAACUUCCAUUAAAAGAUGGGAAAUAUACUUUUCCAGUAAGUAAAGAUGAAAAGAAAAUAUUUAAAAGAAAUGGAAUAGAAUGUAUUAAUAUUCUACUUGAUCAAGAAUAUGUUGAACCAAUUGAAUUAUUAAAUACAAAUAAACAAAUUAGAAAUAUUCAAGAGUUUGGAGAGUCUAUGUCAACAUCUAUUUGUAUUUUAAAUUCUGCAUAUAGACUUGAUGGUAAUUUAUUGAGUUCAUGUUAUUGUGAAGAAAUGAUUUUUCCAAAAGGAAUUAUUAAAAUUGAUGAUAGUUAUAUACCAUCACCAAAUCUUACUAAGAUUGUAUUACCAGAAUGUAUUGAAGUUUUACAUCAAGAACAAAUUGGUUAUUUAAAAGGGCUUAAGAUUAUUGAAAUUCCUACUUCUGUUACUAGAAUAGAAAAAUGGUGUUUUAAUGCAUUAGAUAAAUUGGAGUCAUUACAAAUUCCUUCUUCUGUUAAAAUACUUAAAAAUGAUUUUAUUAUUGAUUGUUCUUCAUUAACUGAAUUAAAUUGGAAUAAUAAAGAACCUAUUAUGAAAGAAUCAUUUAAUUAUUUAAUAUAUACUCAACUAAAAAAAUCAAAUAUUCAUUUCACAAAAUUUAAUUUAAAUGGUUUAGAUGGAAUUGAUCCACUUCAUUUCACUAUUACUGAACCUAUUGUAUUUCAACAAGAUGAUUUUAAUGAACAAAUUUCUAAAUUUACAAUACUCCCAAAUAAUCUAAUAGAAAUUAAUGGAUCAAAUACAAUAAAUGAAACUUUAACUUCAAUUACAAUCCCUUCUUCUGUUACUUCAAUAGGUAAAUAUGCUUUUGUUGAUUUUAUAAAUUUGAAGGAGAUAUAUUUACCUGAAAAUGAAAUAGAAUUUGAUGACUGUAUGUUCAAAGGAUGUACUUCACUUAGUGUUAUUAAGUCAAAAAACCCAAAAAAUCUUCAAAUAAACUUUCACAGUGAAAUUAUAAACAUAUUAAAAGAUUUUGGAUAUAAUUUUCAAUAUAAUAAAAGGGUUAUUAAAAACUAUCAUCCAUCUAAUUAUUAUGAAGAAAAUUAUUCAAUACAAAACUUUUGUUUAACUAAUGUACAAUCAAUUGAUAAUGAAGCCUUUUUUUAUUUCACUACUAUUACUCAUAUAUCUUUUUCUAAUGAAUUAAUAUCAAUUGGAGAUACUGCUUUUAGACAAUGUUCUAUGUUGAAAACUAUUCAAAUUCCUUCAACAGUAACAUUUAUUGGAGAGUCAUGUUUCGAGUGUUGUUCAUCUUUAUCUUCAAUAAAAAUUGAAAAUCCUUUUGUUGAUUGUGGAAACUAUUGUUUUAGUCAUUGUGUUGGUUUAACUUCAAUCCCAUUAAUAUAUAAACUUAGUGUUGGUAUCUUUGAAUAUUGUGAAUCGCUUCAAUACAUUUCAUUAUUGGAUGGUGUUAAAGAACUUUCUUCUGGUUGUUUUAGUCAUUGUAUUUCUCUUAAAGAUAUUUCAAUUCCACAUAGUGUGACAACAAUAAGAAGAUAUUGCUUCAGUGAAUGUUUCUCUCUUACAUCUAUAGACAUUCCAGCAGAAAUAAAGUUGAUUGAAUUAGGGGCUUUUUAUGAUUGUAAAAAUCUGAGAAAAGUUAUAAUGAAAAAUGAACAUAUUGAACUUGGAGAUCAUUUGUUUGAUGGCUGUACUUCACUUGACACUAUUUCAAUUAAUGGUGUUUGUAUUAAAUCAAUUUACAUGGAAACAUCUUAUUCACAAUACAAAUACUUUCAUUCAAAAGGAAUUAAUUGUAAAAGAGUUUCAUUAAGUCGAAGAGAAAGAAUCGAAAAUGGAUUUUUUGCUGUGAUGAAUAAAAAUAUAGUUAGAAUAGAUGAAUGUUGUUUUGGUGGGUGUGUUGAAUUUACUAAACUUACUAUUCCAAGUAAUAUCACCGAAAUAGGAUCUUUUUGUUUUAAAGAUUGUCUCAGUCUUCAAUCUAUUGUACUUCCGUCUUCAAUAACUUCAAUACCACCUUAUUGUUUUGACAAUUGCACUAGUCUAACUUCAAUUGAAAUCCCUUCUACUAUUAAAAAGUUUGGUGAUAAAUGUUUCAGUGGGUGUGUAUUAUUAAAAAAUGAUAAAAUACCUAAUGAAUGUUUUAAAACAGUUAAUAUUGAAGGGGUUGAAGAAAAUAAUAACUCUCAGUACAACAGUGAAGAAGAUGGGAUUGAAGAAGAUGGGAUUGAAGAAGAUGAAAUUGAAGAAGAUAUUGUGGAUGAUGAAUUGUUUUAA
Messenger RNA from Entamoeba histolytica HM-1:IMSS, 3348 nucleotides. RefSeq lists its product as uncharacterized. Lineage: Eukaryota; Evosea; Mastigamoebida; Endamoebidae. The transcript has a single exon. The record is from RefSeq and is a predicted model, not a curated record. Bases 1 to 3348 code for a protein of 1115 amino acids.